GCGCACUUCGACGUACGGCAGGAACGACUUAUGCAAUCCGCCGAUAGAUUUCAUUAGACUUUACUAACGGAAGUACAGCGAUACAUUAAACUGGAUUUCAUUAGACUUUGCUAACGAAAAACUGCGAGACAUUAAUCUCCCACGCCGGCAACACUGGGAGAAGUUUGCUCCCAGGGCUUUCUGAAAGAAAAAAGUCUAACUGCUUGGUUAGGCUGAGAGAAAAGAAAGCCAGAAAGCCUUUUUACAGGAAGUCCUGAAGGCAAAACCCGGGCAUGGUUGAAUUUGAGGAUUGUCAUCAUUUCCUGAAAAUCUUAGUUUCAUUCCGUGUAGAUGCUCAUAUCGAAACUUGUUACGUGUUAAGGUGAAGGCGAGUCCGUCUAUUUGACAAGAGGGCGCAUGUCGUGUGUCCAUUUGGAGCAGCAGACUGAGGAGACUACAGGUUCACAGCAUCCUUUGAAUCAUCAUGGCUCCACAUCCCGUAGUCCAGGCAAUCAUCGACUCUGCAGCUGGAGCAGCAGGUGGUACAGCUUGUGUGCUGAGCGGUCAGCCGUUUGACACCACAAAAGUGAAGAUGCAGACAUUCCCCACCAUGUACCGCGGCUUCAUCCACUGCUUCACGUCGACCUUCAGGCAGGAGGGACUACGUGGUCUCUACAAAGGCUCGACCCCAGCCCUUAUAGCCAACAUCAGUGAGAACACUGUGCUCUUCUUGAGUUAUGGUCGUUGCCAGGAUGUGGUCCGCUUUGUGUGCAACGUGGAUAAAGGGGCCGAGCUCAGUGAUCUUCAGAAAGCAUCCUCAGGGUCUUUGGCCUCCAUCUUCUCUGCCAUGGCGAUAUGCCCCACCGAGCUGGUGAAAUGUCGCCUGCAGGCCAUGCUAGAAAUGGAAGCUGCUGGCAAGAUCACAGGUGGACAGAAAAGUACAGUGUGGACAGUAGUGAAGGAAGUGAUGAAGACAAACGGUCCCCUGGGUUUCUACCAAGGACUGUCAUCCACCAUUGUGAGAGAGAUACCAGGUUACUUCUGCUUUUUUGGGGCCUAUGAACUGUGUCGGUCUACAUUUGCGCAGUACAUGGGCACGGACAAGGACGGUAUAGGUAUUCUUCCGCUCAUGUUCAGCGGUGGAUUUGGGGGAGCUUGUCUUUGGUUGGUGGUCUAUCCCAUAGACUGUGUGAAAACCAGGAUCCAGGUAUACUCUCAAACUGGGAAGCAAAAAGGCUUCCUGAAGACCUUCUUGGGUGUCAUACGCACUGAGGGGUUCACUGCUCUGUACUCUGGCCUGACUCCUACCAUGAUACGCACCUUCCCUGCCAACGGAGCCCUCUUCCUGGCUUAUGAGUUCAGUCGCAAGUUUAUGAUGGAUACAGUUGGUGGCUGAUGUGGAGGAUCUUUACAGUUGAAGCGUUGAAUGCUGCUGAAACAGUGCCCUGUCCUCUUGUAUUUCAGAAUGAAGUGACUGACUUUUAUUGUGUCUGAUUAAAUGGCUACGUUUGAAUAUUUUGUAAACAACAUAAACACUGUCUGUAUAGUGCUGGCCACACUUAAUCUUUAUAACUGUAAGUCUUUGUGUAAUACUAAACCUGUGAAUAUGUUUCAGUACAGAACAAAUAGGCAUCUGAACCUGCCCUCUAGGCAGUUUAAGCAGUUCAGCUCUUUCUGCUCAGCUACACCAACAAUGACAUGUAAGAAUUGUGUUAACCAGACUGAUUACUCAUCAUUUUCCACUUCAAAUACAAUAUAAAAUGUUGAAAAUCAUCUUGAAAGAGGUUGUGGUCUGUAAUGGAUUUUCUCUUUUGCAAGUAUUGUCACAGUAAGACUUAAUUAAAAAAAGUAGGAAGUGAA
This is a messenger RNA of Siniperca chuatsi (mandarin fish), 1839 nucleotides long. RefSeq names its product solute carrier family 25 member 15a (gene slc25a15a). Bases 464 to 1375 code for a protein of 303 amino acids. The transcript has 7 exons. Gene Ontology annotation, molecular function: L-ornithine transmembrane transporter activity. The record is from RefSeq and is a predicted model, not a curated record. NCBI's taxonomy places the organism in Eukaryota, Metazoa, Chordata, Actinopteri, Centrarchiformes, Sinipercidae. Gene Ontology annotation, biological process: mitochondrial L-ornithine transmembrane transport.